Molecule: messenger RNA, 849 nt
Organism: Emericellopsis cladophorae
Lineage: Eukaryota; Fungi; Ascomycota; Sordariomycetes; Hypocreales; Bionectriaceae
Exons: 1
Coding region: 1-849 (282 amino acids)
Source: RefSeq, a predicted model, not a curated record
AUGGCGCAUUCUAAGGGUCUUCAGAGCUCUAUUUGGGCCGCGGCCCCCAGUCACGCCGCCUACGCCAGCUACCAAAUACGCACGCCCACGCAAGAUCAGGCUUCGCGAUCGAACCGGUCACGAGACAACCCGCCGUCCUCAUACAGUGCAAACUACACAAACGCCUCUACUGCCGGCGCUGCGUCAUCAUCAACCACUUCUGGCACACCCAGCUCGAACUCGACCUCAUUCACGACCCCGUCCACGAGCAACGGGAGCCCUGCUGCGGCCGCCCUCAGCCCGGAACGCACGCUCCAUCGCCUGGAGCAAGCAUGUCUACGGCUGCGAUGGAAGUCGCACGAUCUCGAGGCCGCCUGGACGCGCUGUCGUCACCCGCAGGAGUUUGGCUUCCCACCGAACAUUGCCGAGGAAAACUUCAAGAUUGACUUUUACGAAUUCUACACUUGGAUUGAGAACGCGCUCGUGCUGAUCCAGCGGAUCUUUGGGAUUGAGAUCCACGCCCACAGCAGCGCCGUCAACGCGCGCAACCACGCGUAUCACCACAAUGUGCUGCUCGCCCUGAGCGACAGGCAGAGCCCGCUGCACGAGCUGCUGGGCAAGGGCGAGGUGAACAUCGCGCUGUGGAAGGCCAAGGAGCUGCGGAACCGGUGGAAAGACGCGGCGGAAGGCAACGAGAGCACACCCUUGGGGAUGUAUGAUCUUACGUGGAUCCUGGGCCGGGUGCUCAGCGGCCUGGAGGCGGGUUACGAGAAGGCGAGGGAAGUUGCCAGCAGCAGCGAGCCGGCUGCUUCUGGGACGGAGGACUGGGCGUGGAUGGUGGACGACAGCAUGGACUGGGAGGGCUGCUGA